Molecule: messenger RNA, 816 nt
Organism: Penicillium bovifimosum
Lineage: Eukaryota; Fungi; Ascomycota; Eurotiomycetes; Eurotiales; Aspergillaceae
Product: SNAP receptor PEP12
Exons: 2
Coding region: 1-816 (271 amino acids)
Biological process (GO): Golgi to vacuole transport; intracellular protein transport; vesicle fusion
Cellular component (GO): SNARE complex; endomembrane system; membrane
Molecular function (GO): SNAP receptor activity; SNARE binding
Source: RefSeq, a predicted model, not a curated record
AUGUCUUUCGACAGGCUAGACUCGCUGGAGGCCCAGCCUACCACCAUGCGCAGGGACGAAGACCCGCAGUAUCGCGACGAUCCGGACUUCGAUCAUCUCGCCGAGCAGCUCUCGGAUCAGUUGUUUACAUUGACUUCAAACAUUUCUCGCCUCUCCAACCAGAUUGCUCUUCUCGGCACAAAGCGAGAUACAGAGCGCGUUCGCGAACGAGUGCAUAAUCUCCUCGAGGAAACCCGUACGGGGUUUAGGGACGUCGGAGAAGGUAUCAAGCAGAUCCAGACAUGGGAGGAUGUGAAUCCCUCCCAGAAAUGGACACAGCAAAAGCUAUCAUCCGAAUUCAAGGCCACCUUGGAUGAGUUCCAAACUAUCCAGCGUCGCGCUCUUGAGAAACAGCGCGCUUCUGCAGUUGCUGCGCGUACAGCCUUUGAAGAAUCCGAGCAACCUACCACCGAUAACGAUGUCUUGUUGCAAGACCAGCAGUUGGAAGAGCAGCAUCGUAUGGCCAACCAGAGCGAAGUGGAUUUCCAAGAGUCCUUAAUCAUCGAGCGCGAGAACGAGAUUCGCAAUAUUGAACAGAGCGUGGGAGAGCUGAACGAGCUUUUCCGGGAUGUUGCGCACAUCGUCACUGAGCAAGGAGGACAGCUGGAUAUCAUCAGCGAGAAUGUCCAGAACGUCACCCAGGACACCCGCGGCGCCAACGUGGAGUUGCGCAGUGCCAGCAGAUAUCAGAAGAAUGCGCGCAACAGGGCUUGCUGUCUCUUCGUAAUUCUGGCUGUUAUUCUUGCUAUCAUUGUGCUCGCAAUUGUCCUCGGAUAG